Atta colombica is the source of this 1830-nucleotide messenger RNA. Its product is annotated as probable inactive tRNA-specific adenosine deaminase-like protein 3. Bases 223 to 1488 code for a protein of 421 amino acids. Gene Ontology annotation, cellular component: nucleus; cytoplasm. The record is from RefSeq and is a predicted model, not a curated record. Gene Ontology annotation, biological process: tRNA wobble adenosine to inosine editing. Gene Ontology annotation, molecular function: tRNA-specific adenosine-34 deaminase activity. NCBI's taxonomy places the organism in Eukaryota, Metazoa, Arthropoda, Insecta, Hymenoptera, Formicidae. The transcript is spliced from 2 exons.
AGCCGUCGCGACAACGCAUACGAAGUACCUCCGGCGCGCAAUUCUCACGUGUGUUUCGACGCGUUUUCGAUUACUAUUGAUAAAUUGGCACAAAUUUGCCGCGUUCAAGGAAUACGACUUCCGGUGUGAACAUUUGAUCAAAGGCCGGGGAAAUAUCAAGAGGAAACUAGGGCGUAUUUUAUGCGACCGUAGCCGCACCGCCGUGGAGCAGCAGGGUGGAAGAUGACGUCGCCAAAAAGUGUCAAGGCACACAAGAUGGAGACUGCAAUUAGAAGCUGGACGGCGAAACCGAUUCUAAGCUCGGAUUUUACAGAAGCUCUUCCGCUGCAGGAGGUCUAUGUGGGUAUUUUGAAACAACGGAAGAAUAUCUCUACUGCAAUUAGAAGUAUAUCUACCAUUUUGCCAGGAUUCGCUCAUCUAAAGCGCUGUUCCAAUGGGAAAUUGCUUUUGGCUCCGCUUCAUUCGGAUGAAUUAUCACGUGAGAAAGGCCAUGAUAUUUCUCUCGGUGAAAAUCAACUUAAAACUCAGUUGAAAGAGAGAGGAUUCGAUCUCUCUUUGCUGGAAGAGAAAUUCCAAAUGACGAAGGUGCCAGCCAAGGCACCAAGGACGAAGAUACAGGCCAGUGAAGCUUCGAAAAUCUGGCCGGUAAAUUUCCAUCCUGAUCAAACAGUUGAGAGUCUAAUCGACGGCUCGAUCUUCAACGACGAUUGUUUAUACGCAAUCGAGCGAAUCAUGUCAUUGGUAAUAGAGACUGCCAGGUUGGAGGCGGUCGGCAACGAGCGCUGUACCGGCGCCGCAGCGAUCAUCGAUCCCAAGGAUGGAAGAAUCCUGGCGGUGGCUGCCGCGAAAAUUGAUAGACAUCCUAUGUGGCAUGCCGCCAUGUUGGUGGUGGAUCUUAUUGCUAGACUUCACGGUGGUGGUGCAUGGAAAUUGAACGAGGAAUGCGAAGAAACGAAGAGACAAACAGAUGUUAUCGAGGAAGAUAAAUUUGGCGAUGAAAGAACAAAUUCAAAUAUUACGACUGAAGAUCAGAUCUCGAAGAGGUUAAGAAGAAUCAAGAGAAGAUACGAAGAAGAGACACCGCUCUGUUAUCCGAAAUCUCUAGCUUCGCUAAAGUUUCCGGUUCAAACGUCCCUCGAGCCGCAAGUUGUGCGAAAAGGGCGAAGAAAUAACGGUGUCAAAAUCGAGAAUUCGAAGCAAAAGGAAUGCGAAGAUAACAUGAAGAAAUGCGGACCAUAUCUCUGCACGGGUUAUUGGGCAUUCCUACUGAUGGAACCGUGUCCUCUGUGUGCCAUGGCAUUGCUGCAUUCCAGAGUCGCGCGAAUUUUUUAUGGUACGGCCAAUCAAAAUGUCGGAGUUUUGGGCUCCAAGACGAUUUUACAUACGGUACCAGGCCUAAACCAUCGAUAUCGAGUUUGGAGCGGAAUCCUUGAACGGGAAUGUCGACAAACAGUGGAAGAAAUCAAUGCUCGCAGAAGUCGUAGUUGAAUAACAAAUUCGACGCGGCUCUAUUGUGAAAGAUAAUGAUACUCUAAGUGACUGCACGGACAAUUGAUCAUCGCAAUCUCCGGGAAUAACUGAUGAUAUUGAUGUCGCAAAACCGGACAAAACAAAAAGGAGUGAAAAACAUAUAUUUUGUUUUUACUUGAUAUUUUCUGUUUGUUUGUUUGUUGUUUCUUCUUGUGCGAAUUACGUUAUUUAUACAGAUGACAUUACAUAUAGUGACAUUUUUAUCAUAUGUUAUUUCACUUGCAUAACAUAUUAUGCAUUCAUGCGAUGUCAUAAAAAAAUAAAUCCAAUAAAAAAAUGCAAUUGUGACACCUAUCAAUA